Messenger RNA from Exophiala aquamarina CBS 119918, 486 nucleotides. RefSeq names its product calmodulin. The record is from RefSeq and is a predicted model, not a curated record. Bases 1 to 486 code for a protein of 161 amino acids. The transcript has 2 exons. NCBI's taxonomy places the organism in Eukaryota, Fungi, Ascomycota, Eurotiomycetes, Chaetothyriales, Herpotrichiellaceae. Gene Ontology annotation, molecular function: calcium ion binding.
AUGAAGUCACUGGGUCAGAACCCAUCCGAAUCCGAGUUACAAGACAUGAUCAAUGAAGUCGACGUGGACUCCAAUGGCAGCAUCGAUUUCGAUGAGUUCCUCAAGAUGAUGUCACAGACUGUCAAAGCCACGGAUUUCGCUCACGAAACCCGUGCCGCAUUCAACGUCUUCGACAAGGAUGGGAGUGGCACAAUCUCCGCCGACGAGCUUCGCCAGGUCAUGAAGUCUCUGGGCGAGAACUUGACCGAUGAGGAAAUCGACGAGAUGAUCCGCGAGGCUGACAAGGAUCGAAAUGGCACAAUAGAUUGUAUGUGGUUUUACGCUUUCGUGCCUUAUCCCCUCCCCUGCAAAUUGUUUCGGCUUUUGGGUGGCUUCCUGGCUGCCACCCCUUUCGAUCCCAACACAGUGGUAUUGUCAGGAGCGACUCAGGCUAAUUGUACUUCCUUCCCAGACGAGGAAUUCGUUCAGCUGCUCUCCCCCAAAUAG